Molecule: messenger RNA, 1122 nt
Organism: Lotus japonicus
Lineage: Eukaryota; Viridiplantae; Streptophyta; Magnoliopsida; Fabales; Fabaceae
Exons: 2
Coding region: 149-835 (228 amino acids)
Source: RefSeq, a predicted model, not a curated record
UGAUCUCUCUCUCAACUCUCAAGUCUCACCAAACACCAUUUAUCAACGCUUCCUUCCCCGUACUGUCCUUGUACCUCUGUACUUGGUCGUUUCUCCAACCACACAAGAAAGAAACUGAAAAGAUAACCAGAAACACAACACAUGCACCAUGAAGCUCGUUUGGUCCCCAGAAACAGCCUUACAAGCUUACCUAGACACUGUUCAAUCUUGUGAGAAAGUCAAGGAAUCAGGGGUAGCUGAGCUUCUCUCCUCCAUGGCAGCUGGAUGGAACGCCAAGUUCAUCGUCGAAUGCUGGUCCCAUGGCGGCCCCAUCGCGGCUAGCCUCGGCCUCGCGGUCGCGGCUCGCAACACAGGUGCAAGGCACGUGUGCAUAGUCAAAGACGAGCUGUCGAGAUUGCACUACAUGAAGGCCCUCGCCGAGAUGGGCGUAUCUCCGCCGCAGGAGGUGGUAGUCGGAGAGGCAGCAACGGUGGUGGGGAGCCAGAGCCUCGCCGGACUUGACUUUCUGGUGGUGGAUUGCACCGGCAGCAACUUCGCUAAGGUUCUGAGGGUGGCGAAGGUGGGCCCCAGAGGGGCAGUUUUGGCAUGCAAAAAUGCGUGUCAGAGAAACGGUUACAGGUUGUUCCGGUGGAGCUGGGUGCUUGAGAGAGGCACACGUGUGGUUAGGUCGGUGUUCUUGCCGGUUGGAAAAGGUUUGGAUAUUGCUUACAUAGGGAGUACUGGAUCAAGUGGUGCAGCAGCAGCAACAGCUGCAACUGCUUCAAAGGCUCCUAGCCGUUGGAUUAAGCACAUAGAUCAACAAUCAGGUGAAGAACACCUUUUCAGAGAGGGGUAGAUGAAGAUGAUGCUUAAUUUGUUGGUCUUCACUCUUGUUCAGUUAAUUAGAAAAUAAAUAAAAUAAAAUAUAAGUGGCUGCUAAAACUUAUGUACUUGUAAAUAAAUUAGUUUGAUGAGUUCUGAUGACUUUCGAGGAUGGGAGACCAAGCUAUGCCAAAUUGCUUUUAAAUAUGGUGGAUGGAUGUACUUUUGAUGCAAUAUGACAUUUUCAGCUUGUAUUUUAUAUGUUUGUAUGCAAGGAAAGAGGUGAAGAGCCUUAGAUUUGGCGGGUAUUAUUAUAUAUAA